This is a messenger RNA of Ricinus communis (castor bean), 2031 nucleotides long. RefSeq names its product protein FAR1-RELATED SEQUENCE 5-like. The coding region runs from base 1174 to 1785 and encodes 203 amino acids. The record is from RefSeq and is a predicted model, not a curated record. The transcript is spliced from 2 exons. Gene Ontology annotation, biological process: regulation of DNA-templated transcription. NCBI's taxonomy places the organism in Eukaryota, Viridiplantae, Streptophyta, Magnoliopsida, Malpighiales, Euphorbiaceae.
GGCUAAAACCUGCAGAGGUGAAGCAAUUUUACAAUUUCUGGAUUCUAUUUUACAAUCUCUUGGUCUGCAGUGUGAUUUAUUCAAUAUUAUUUAACUGAAAAGGCCAUUACUAGUGUUAUGGAGACAUCUGACGACAUUUUCGAAAAUCUUCUAAUGAAGAAGCUGAGUAUGAAGCUAAUAACUACGAGACAACCAGUCCACCUGAUACUGCUUUUAAGGAAGAAAACUUAGAAACAAUGAUGGUAACGAAGCUAGAAUCUGUGCUGUGCUUAAUCGCAGAUCAAGAGAUUUGUUAAACAAGGUACCAAUAGAUCCUCUAUUAUGGACCUCGGAAAAUGUGUUGGGUAUCUCGUUCAAUAGCAUCGAAGAUGCAGAAGAUUUUUACCUGGAUCAUCGAAGAUGCAUGUGUAGGUUUCAGUAUCCGCCGUGACAAUGUUGAAAUGGAUGAAGGAGGAGACAUGAUCCUUAUGCAGAGGUGGGUGUGCAGCCGUGAAGGGCAUAGAUCAAAGAAAAACUUGGCCAGGGCGAAUCAACAACGUGAACCCAAAACAAUGACAAGAUGCUGUUGCAGAGCUUCAUUUAUAGUCAGGUAUAGAGCUUCUAACUUGGUUUACAUGAUAACAACUUUCAAUCCAAUUAUUCACACUAAAUGAUACCGCAAAAUCAAGUCCAAUUUCUAAGGUCCCAUAGAGAAACUGAUAGAGGACAAGCUAUGGAGAAACUAGAUAUGAGGCAAGCAGGAAUCAAGACAUGCCAAAUCAUGGAUUACUUGGUUUAGGUGGGUAUGGAAAUGUUGGUUUUACAGUCAAGGACCUUCACAAUUUUAUAAAUUCUGAAUCUAGAAAAUCGAGGCUUCAUACAGAUGCAGAAUCUACCUUAACUUACUUAGCAGCUUUGACAGAUAUUGAUCCAGGACUUUACACUGCUUAUAAAGUUGACGAGGAAAAUAGACUUUGCAGAAUUCCUGUCAGACUCUUUGUCUCGCAUGGAUUAUAAUCAUUUUGGCGAGGCCUUGGUAAUUGACUCAACGUACAAUAAAAAUGCUUUUAGAUUGCCUCUAGUCAUGUUUGUUGGGGUGACCACCAUCAAUUAAAUGUUGUUAUUGGUUGUGCUCUAAUUUCUGAAGAAAAUAUUGACUCUUAUGAAUGGGCAUUCUACGGCUUCCUUCAUGUUAUGGGAGGUAAACAACCUCAAUCUGUUCUUAAAGAUGGUGAUAAAGCAAUACAAAGUGCAAUUUCAACUGUCAUGUCUAAUUCAAUUCACAGGUUGUGUUCAUGGCAUCUAACGCGGAAUGCUCGUCAGGUAAGCACUAAAGAAUUUUUGACUGAUUUCAAAAGAGUCAUGCUUUCUAAACUUUCAAAAUCAGAGUUCGAAAUUGAAUGGUUUAACCUGGUGAAUCAUUACAACCUACAAGAUUAUGCAUGGAUGGAAGAUAUGUAUAACAGAAAGAAUAAAUGGGCUGACGCAUUUUUCUUUGGAGUUUCUUUUGUUGGGAUGACGACUAGUCAAAAGUGUGAGUGCAUGCGCGCGUACCUCGAUCAUUGCUUGGAUACCAGAUUAAGCUUGUACGAAUUUGUUCAACAAUAUUUUAGAGCUUUAAACAGAAUUAGACAAAACGGGAUGCGUCUUGAAUAUGAGAGCCGCCAAUCAACAAUUCAGUUGCAAACUCACCUGAAAGGAAUUAAGAAAUCUGCAUUAGCACAUUACACUAAUUCAGUUUUCUUGAAGGUUCAUGAUGAAAUUGCCAAUGAAACAAUGUUGAUUCUACUAGAACUCAAAAUAUAGGAUGGUUACAACAUUUGUCGCUAGUAUGCUAAAUUAAAAGAGGGAAAUCUGCCAUCUAACAUGGCAAUAUCAAUUUCACAGAUGAAGGAUUUAAGAUUUGGGUCAUUGGACGGGCAAUGCUACCAGUUGUGUCAAGUUCCACUUUUCCUAGAUUUACAUAUAAAGAUCCACCAAUAUUAUAUAUCUCUGCAUUAAUUGUAUUUUCUAGUAUUUGUUUGGAGCUAAUAGUUAUAUCUCCUGAUGUUA